This is a messenger RNA of Homarus americanus (American lobster), 1218 nucleotides long. RefSeq names its product mucin-2-like. The annotation marks the transcript as partial. The transcript has 3 exons. Lineage: Eukaryota; Metazoa; Arthropoda; Malacostraca; Decapoda; Nephropidae. The record is from RefSeq and is a predicted model, not a curated record.
CCUCCAGCCAGCCAUCCUCUACUGACAGCCCUCCAGCACCCAUUCUCCUCAGCAGCCUCCAGUCAGCCAUCCUCUACUGACAGCCCUCCAGCACCCAUUCUCUUCAGCCUCCGCCAGCCAUCCUCUACUGACAGUCCUCCAGCACCCAUUCUCCGUCAGCCUCCAGCCAGUCAUCCUCUACUGACAGCCCUCCAGCACCCAUCUCCUCAGCCUCCAGCCAGUCAUCCUCACUGCAGCCUCCAGCACCCAUUCUCCUCAGCCUCCAGCCAGCCAUCCUCUACUGACAGCCCUCCAGCACCCAUUCUCCCAGCCUCACCCUCCAGCCCUCUCCUCAGCCUCCAACCAGCCAUCCUCUACGACAGCCCUCCAGCACCCAUUCUCCUCAGCCUCCAGCCAGCCGAUCCUCUACUGACAGCCCUCCAGCACCCAUUCUCCUCAGCCUCCAACCAGCCAUCCUCUACUGACAGCCCUCAGCACCCAUUCUCCUCAGCCUCCAACCAGCCAUCCUCUACUGACAGCCCUCCAGCACCCAUUCCUGAGCCUCCAGCCAGCCAUCCUCUACCCUCCAGCCCCAUUCUCCUCAGCCUCAGCCAGCCAUCCUCUACUGACAGCCCUCCAGCACCCAUUCUCCUCAGCCUCCAGCCAGCCAUCCUCACUGACAGCCCUCCAGCACCCAUUCUCCUCAGCCUCCAGCAGCCAUCCCUACUGACAGCCCUCCAGCCCAUCUCCUCAGCCUCCAGCCAGCCUCUCCUGACAGCCCUCCAGCACCCAUUCUCCUCAGCCUCCAGCCAGCCAUCCUCUACUGACAGCCCUCCAGCACCCAUUCUCCUCAGCCUCCAGCCAGCCAUCUCUACUGACAGCCUCCAGCACCCAUUCUCCUCAGCCUCCAGCCAGCCAUCCUCUACUGACAGCCCUCCAGCACCCAUUCUCCUCAGCCUCCAGCCAGCCACUCUACUGACAGCCCUCCAGCACCCAUUCUCCUCAGCCUCCAGCCAGCCAUCCCUCUGCCAGCAGCCCUCCAGCACCCAUUCUCCUCAGCCUCCAACCAGCCAUCCUCUACUGACAGCCCUCCAGCACCCAUUCUCCUCAGCCUCCAGCCAGCCAUCCUCUACUGACAACCCUCCAGCACCCAUUCUCCUCAGCCUCAACCAGCCAUCCUCUACUGACAGCCCUCCAGCACCCAUUCUCCUCCAGCCUCAGCCAGCCAUCCUCUACUGA